CUUGAAUCACUAUGCUUGGCCCCAGCAUGUUUGUGAUACAGGAGUAUCCUAUCAUCGGUUCGUCUGAAAUGAACAUCUGAUGUUCUGACGCACAUUUGAAUCGUCAAUGGUCAAAAUCGUUGUUGUUUUGUUCGGUUUUCUCCCCGAACAAAAGUGUCUAUCUACCACAACGGAUACACCUUUUCAAUAUGCCCACCAACGGAAAUGCAGUCAAUUACAGCAUGGCGGAACAUGGACACACCCGUCUUUUCAAACUAUCUCCGCCUCCUUCUCUUGAUGCCUUCAAAAAACUUUGCGCUCAGAAAGCCCCCAAACAAGACUACCCACUCGCUGCAGACAUCAAGGAGAACGUACCUGUUUACAAUCUUUCCAACUUUUCAACCCUUACCGAAAACCAAAAGUCCGCUCUCCAAGACGAAUGGUACAAAAUCCUUUUGUAUGGCCCUGGUGUUUUUGUCACAGCUGGUCUUUACACCAACUUGGACGUGAUCAACAAGUCAACAGCUGCCUUCAAUAAUAUCAUCAAAAGGGAGAGCCAGGGUACCAAAACAGCAGGCGAUCACUUUGCAAGUGCUGGUAAAAACGAUCGGAUUUGGAAUUCGUUCAGUAAACAUGGUCUCCAAGACCCAGACUCCUUCUUCAACUACUUUUCGAAUCCCUACCUCGACCUCAUCUUCUCUUCAUGGCUUGGUCCAGGGUAUCGCAUCACUACUCAAGUCAACAACGUCCGGCCUGGAGGGCAGCCUCAAGUUUCCCACCGCGACUACCACCUAGGUUUCAUGUCUGCUGAGAACUGUGGAAGGUAUCCCAGGGCAGUGCAAGUUGCAAGCCAAUGCUUGACUCUGCAAGGCGCUAUAGCACACGUCGAUGUACCUCUUGAGAGCGGUCCAACAAGACUUUUGCCGUUCAGUCAGGCAUUUGCGCCUGGCUACAUGGCGUAUCGUCUUCCCGAGUUUAACGAGUUCUUUCUAGACAAUUAUAUCUCACUUCAGUUAAAGAAGGGCGACGGUUUAUGGUUCAACCCUGCUCUUUUCCAUGCAGCAGGCGAGAAUAAGUCCGUGGACAUCAACCGCCUUGUUAAUCUCGUCCAAAUCAGCAGUGCAUUCGGCAAACCGAUGGAAACAACCGACGCAUUGCCACUUGUGGAGAGUACGUGGGACGUCUUGACAGCUGCAUAUAGAGAGCAAGGUCUCAGUGAUGAAGUCCAGAUGUUUAUUGCUGCUAUUGGAGAAGGCUAUCCUUUCCCAACAAACCUGGACAACAACCCUCCUAGAAACGAGAAUAUGGCGCCUGAUUCGGAGCAAGACAUUAUUCGAGUUGCAUUGGUAAACGGGAAGAGUAGAGAGGAAGUUUUGGCUGAUCUUGAAGGCUUCCGACUAAGAGUUAGAGCUUAGUUGGAACAUCUGUGUAUUACUAUUAGUACUUUUAGCGGUUAUGCCGCACAAUCCCAUUUGCAGACUCAACCUCAGAUACCCUUCGACUCUAUGCUUUGUUCUCGGUGCUCUGAGGAUUGAUGUUAGAUCGUGCAGUCUUCUUCAGAUAUCCCCUGAAACUCUCGAAAGUGACAGGAUUGUGACCUUCAAGCCAUCGACAAUGGACUGCCACAUCAUCCUUACCAACCUGUAUGGAAACCUUGAAAGCAAACUCGCACUUUACGUCUACCACCUUUUGGUCUUCAGUACCCCCUCUUUGCUUUCUACGACGCCAAGCUCGUGCCCAGACGCGACCUGCUGCUCGUCCGAUCCCUUCCAGGCGCUCAGUGUCCCAUUCCCAGGUGAUCAAGUCCAGCUUCUCGAGUUCAGAUCGAAAACGAUCUGCAAACUCGCCAAUUUUCUCUUGAAGAGGUAUAUUGAUGACUCUCUCUUCUGUGAUCUCUGGAAGCACGUUUUUUGAAACUGCUGUCUUGAUGCCGCGUGCAACCGAUUGGGCUGGUCUCAUGUUUCCGAAACUCCAUGCAACAGCCCAUCUCCUUGUUUUGCUGCCCUGAAUAAACUCCGUGACAGCAUAAUUGUCGAUUUUGUGUUCUCUCAAUUUGUCCACAAACUCGAUCAAGCUUGUGAGAAAUCCGAACAUGGAUGUGUACCACUGCACACGUUCUUGAAGGGCGAGCGACUCUUUGAGCAUGCGAUCAACAAACUCGACUUCGCCGCCGUCGGUCACCAUCUCAACCUUAGCUCCUGUACAUGAUGUAAAAGGCGGGCGAGACUUUUGCUUCGCGCUCUCCAGUAACUCUUCUUCGGAUUUAUAGAAAGGUGGGUUUGACAUGGUGAAAGAAAUGCUGUUAACAUUUAGAUCAUCGAGCGGAAUGAGGGCAUCGGUUGGCUUUCGCUCCACGACUUUGAUCCUGUUAUCGAGGCCGUUCAGCGC
This is a messenger RNA of Fusarium odoratissimum NRRL 54006, 2367 nucleotides long. RefSeq lists its product as uncharacterized. Gene Ontology annotation, molecular function: phytanoyl-CoA dioxygenase activity. The record is from RefSeq and is a predicted model, not a curated record. NCBI's taxonomy places the organism in Eukaryota, Fungi, Ascomycota, Sordariomycetes, Hypocreales, Nectriaceae. Gene Ontology annotation, biological process: fatty acid alpha-oxidation. The transcript is spliced from 2 exons. The coding region runs from base 189 to 1394 and encodes 401 amino acids.